Mollisia scopiformis is the source of this 2924-nucleotide messenger RNA. RefSeq lists its product as uncharacterized. Gene Ontology annotation, cellular component: mitochondrial inner membrane. The transcript is spliced from 3 exons. Lineage: Eukaryota; Fungi; Ascomycota; Leotiomycetes; Helotiales; Mollisiaceae. The record is from RefSeq and is a predicted model, not a curated record. Bases 40 to 2772 code for a protein of 910 amino acids.
CUGAACUGAGAUGCAGAAUCCUGUCAAGAAGUCGCAUACAUGAUUACUCGGAAGCCUUUGAGACAGCAUAUAUGUCUCCGGUGUCAACGAACCUUAGCAAAGCGCUCUUUGCGCCCUCAACCUUCGGCUCUGUCCCAGACAAUCCCACAACGAUGCCGGUACUCUCAGCAAGCUGCUCCCAAAUCCGACGACGAAAUUGGCCUCGAUGACAACGAUACAGAUGUCGAUAAGGUGGAGGGUGGGGAAUACGAUACACGACGAUUAUUGGGAAAAUUACGUGGUCAUCGAGGACUAUUCCAGCGAGAAGAUUUGGAAGAGCUCAGAGGUGCAACGGCUCUGGGCGACAAAGCAAAAGUAAUCAUCUUACGGGAUUCCAUAUUUCGCAAAUAUGUGCUCCAGCAACAGAAGAUGAAGGUCAUGAAACCGAAGCAUAUCGAUAUUCUUGGUACACUGGCAGAAGAGAAAGGCUUGGUAGGAGCAGAUGAGGUGACCAAGAACAUCGAAGCCUUCAGACCUCCAGAGGGAGAAGGCAUCCGGGACUUUGCACAACUAAAUGAACUUGUUUCUAUCCUUGAUAAAGGCUUCACGACAUCCCAAUUGGAGAAUUAUAUGAAGAGUUUUAAAAACAAACGGGAACGGGAAAAGCCAAUUGAGCCUUGGAAGGCAAACGACACUCAUGCCCCUAUUACUCAAAUCACUCCUUGGUUACCAGGCAUUUCGGAUAUUGAACACUACUUUGACAGCGAUCCUCUUCGAGAAUACUACCGAAGUUCCCACACGCCCAAACAAGUGCUUGCUCUUCGCCUUUUGCGCGAGUGCUGGAUGGUUGAACUCCCUGACCUUGUCGAUGGCAUUGGCCAGUUUGAAAUAAAACUUCGCAGUGGCGACAUCGACCUCCUGCUUAUGGGCCAGUAUUCUGUUCUUGAUUCUAUACGUAACACUCAUCUGCUUUUUGAAGAGGAAAGAUUUGACGUGUUCCGUUCAAGAAGUGCCAUUCGUGUCACAACUACGAAUGCUAAGAAAUAUGCCAUUAUCGAAGCUAUCCAGGAGUCAGUCAAGGGUAUUCGUAGGGGAGUGAUCAAUCUAGCAGCUCUCUUAACUAAGAAGCUCAGUGGACGACAAGUGGACAAGUUCAUGGACACAUAUCUAGACGACACAGCAUUAACUUGUUUGGGUGAGAUUACAAGCACCAAGAUUGUCAGAAGUUCAGGGAAACUUUUGCAAGUUUCUUGCAUUGAAAACAACCCUACGGCAACAAGCUCGAGAGUCGAUGUCGUUCGACGACUGAUUUUGACUUGCAGCAACUUCUCUAGCAGACUGGAGCAUGAUCUUGCGAUCCGGCAGAAACAAUCGGCUUCCGGCGCUCUGAUUGACUAUUCUUUUACAGGAGGUCUAAAUUGGCGACAACGGAUGCGAGAUUGGACGCGAUUCGUUGCCCCCUUGUCGAAAGAGCCAGCCUACACAGCGCAGACUAUCUCCGAGCCUACAUUAUCAUCACUUCCCACUACUCGAUCUUCGGAUACGGAAACCCCAACACCAGCCCAGGAUAGUGAACAGCGGGAUAGCCCUCUACACUGGAGCAAACGUUACUUCACCGAAACUUCAGCUCUGAUGGGCACUGUGUUACACAGCAAGCCAAACAAGAUUGAUAUCGGACCCAAAUCAACUCCGAUGAAUACACCUGGACUCGUACAUGCCUUUUCCACCAAGGUCCCAAACCUCUCCCGCGUCCUCAGCAAGGCCGGUGCACCCCUAAAAAGCAAGACAAUCGAUCGACUCGUCCUUCGCUUCCAGCCUAAUCCUUUCUUCCUUGUAGUCAAGCGGGAUCGGCAUUCAAAGUAUCCAAGCUUCAAGAAAUCCAUGCCAAUCGGUGUCGAAGCUCUCUCAGCAUUUCCCAGCCUAGAAAUGACUUUCAGCAUCGAUGGCAAUAAAAAUACAAAGCUUGAAGGUGUUAACGCCAUCAUGCACGAAAAGAAGACUGAUGUGAUGUUACCUGAUAGCGCCGUCGACAUCCGUUUCCAGCAGAGGAUAACGAGUCGAUUGACCAGGAAGUUCUUGAAACCAAUCAAGAACUUUUUAGCAGAGAGUCAACUGAGUCUUGCCUCCAAAGGGAAGUUGGACACACCACCUACGAUUACACUUCCAAUCUCGGCCCAUUUGUGCCAGGGCGAAGGAUUCAAGCUCCUUGGAUUGAAAGAAACAGAUAAGCAUUUAGAGGAUAGAGAAGUGCAGUACCUCUUCGCUGGUCUUGAGGUUCAUAGCACUCUUGUCUUUGAUUGGAAAGAUUUCCGAGUAUGUUACACCUCCAUCGAGGCUGGUAAAGCCGGUGGCAGACGAGCUGAACUCAAGCUUCGCCCGGUAAGAGGAGGUGCGGUGGUUUCGGAAGAGGACUUCGUGGCCGCAGCAUAUCGAUUGGCUGAUAUGUUAGGAGAUGGUAGUGGCGAACUUGUUGAUCUGGAAGACGUCAGAACCGUGACGACUACGGAGCCCAAAGGUGGAUUGAUGAGGUCAGUCCCUGCUAAGCCUAAGUUGCUGUUCAGUUACUUCUCAGGAAAGUUCAAAAUCAACAAGGGCCUAGGUGCAGAUACAUUCAAUUGGGAGAAGAGUGAACAAGUGAUGGAGGAAGAAGAUGAGGGCGCGAGCGACGAAGAUAGCGCCGAGAUCUCUGACAACGAAGAUUUAGAUGGGGCUGCGGAUGUCGAGAAUGAAUUGCAAGGUGAAUUCAUGCAAAAGCAGCAUAACAGAUGGAUGGAGAGCGAUAAGUCCGAAUAAGGCUUGUGAUGAUUAUACUGUAGCAACAUUUCCUUGUAUUAUAUAGUGGAGUUGACUGGGCAUAGGCGGUGCAUAGCAUUUUGGUGUAGAUAUGACUGUGGAUUUGUGUACAGGAAAUGUACAGUACUGGUCACAAUAAAACUGAUCCUCCC